Molecule: messenger RNA, 561 nt
Organism: Arvicola amphibius (Eurasian water vole)
Lineage: Eukaryota; Metazoa; Chordata; Mammalia; Rodentia; Cricetidae
Product: 40S ribosomal protein S16-like
Biological process (GO): maturation of SSU-rRNA from tricistronic rRNA transcript (SSU-rRNA, 5.8S rRNA, LSU-rRNA); translation
Cellular component (GO): ribosome; cytosolic small ribosomal subunit
Molecular function (GO): structural constituent of ribosome; RNA binding
Source: RefSeq, a predicted model, not a curated record
AUGUUACAAUCCACAGACCCAGGGAGACUAGGUUGCAAGGAGUACCCAAGGGUGGAUGCAUGGAUCUCUCUGAGAAGGAAAAAUAGAAGAGAUGGCAUAGGUGGACUAGGGGUGAGUAGGGAUGGAAACAUGAGGGAUCAGCACGGUGAGGACCUCGUGUUCAUACUCGCAGCUAUUUUGUCCAAGGGUCCGCUGCAGUCCAUGCAAGUCUUGGGACACAAGAAGACAGCCACCACCGUGGUGCACUACAAAUGGGGAAAUGGGCUCAUCAAGUUACUGGAGCCUGUUCUGCUGCUGGGCAAAGAGCAAUUAGCCGGUGCGGGUAUCUGGGUCCCUGUGAAGGGUGGUGGUCAUGUGGCCCAAAUUUAUGCUAUCCGACAGUCCAUCUCCAAAGCCCUGGUGGCCUAUUAUCAAAAGUAUGCGAAUGAAGCCUCUAAAAAGGAGAUCAAAGAUAUCCUCAUCCAGUAUGAUAGGACCCUUGUAGCUUAUCCUCGGCGCUAUGAAUCCAAAAAGUUCGGAGGUCCUUGUGCCCGUGCUCGAUACCAGAAAUCCUACCGAUAA